Molecule: messenger RNA, 8334 nt
Organism: Oryzias latipes (Japanese medaka)
Lineage: Eukaryota; Metazoa; Chordata; Actinopteri; Beloniformes; Adrianichthyidae
Gene: loxhd1b
Product: lipoxygenase homology PLAT domains 1b
Molecular function (GO): protein binding
Source: RefSeq, a predicted model, not a curated record
GUAUAUUAGUGUAAAUGGAGUCGGAGCAUGAGCUCAUCCUUCCUGGCAUUCCCUGGCGUGAUCAGGUGACUACAAGGGUUCAUCAUCGUUAAUGACAAGCGUAAGUUAAGCAGCAGAGUGGGGUUUCCUCAGGCGCCUAGCGAAGAGCCUCAUGGAGGCUCUGGCUCUGGACUGUCCUGCCAGCUGGUCACUGCUGUUCAGCCACAGGUCAGCUUAAUCAAGUUUCACACGAUCACACAGGAAUCGGUUACGGUUACAAGGCAGUAAAUAAAUUAAAGAUGUCUUCUAAAAACAAAAAAACGAGUUCGGGAGAAGAAGAGGAAACCAAAGAUGGGGAUGACGAAGACUCUGAGGGUCAGGAACCUAAGCCUCAGAAGAAAAGUAAGCAGCUGAGUGAAUCAAAGGAUGCCGGACGAUUGAAGAAGAGGUUUAAGACCGAUGAGGAUGAAGAAUGUAAUUCUGAGCCCUGCGAGAGAAAAGUGAGGAAAACCAAGAAAAAAGAAGUCAACACCAAGAGGAGAAGAGACAAAGAAAGGAGCGGGGAAAAGCUGAGCCAUGAAAUUAACAAUAACGAGUCUGCAGAUCAAAAGAAAGGUGGAACCCCUCCUGGUGUGACCGAAAAAACCAAGAAGUUCUCAAAGAAGUCCUCUGUCAGAGACACAAUGGGAUCAAAGGAUAAAAAGAAAAAGAAGGAAGAGGAAGCUGCUUCAGAUGAAGAGGAGCGGAAAAAGAAAAAGAAAGCAAAGAAGAAGAAGUCUCAAGGGGACAGUGAUGAAGACACCAAGAAAUCAAAAGGCAAAAAGAAGAAGAUUGAAAAUUAUGUUGAGAUAUAUGAAAAGGAGCUUCGUAGCUAUGAGCCGGACAAAGUAGAGAACUAUGAGGACGAGUAUCACAAAAAGAAAGUGUACGAGGUGGUGACCAUCACCGGAAACGAGAGGGGGGCAGGCACCGAUGCCAACGUUUUUGUCACUCUUUUUGGAGAAUAUGGCAUCACACCAAAAGUUCACCUGGCCAGCAAGAGCCGCACGGCAUUUGAAAACGGAAAAACUGAUGUUUUCAGAAUAAGAACCCACAACGUCGGGCUCCUGAAAAAGAUAAGGAUUGAGCAUGACAACACUGGCCUGAGUGCCAGCUGGUUCCUGGACAGAGUGGUGGUGACAGAUGUCCUCCGGCCUCAUCUGAGGUUUUAUUUUGCCUGCAAUAACUGGCUGAGCAAAACGGAGGGAGAUGGCCUUUAUGUCAGAGACCUGCUGGGCAGCACAGACCCCAUGGAUAUACCCAAAUAUAAUAAAUAUUUGGUGAGUGUUUUCACUGCAGAUGUCAAAGGCAGCGGAACAGAUGCAGAUGUUUUCAUCAACAUUUUUGGGGAAUUGGGAGACACUAGUGAGAGGCGACUUGACAGUGACAAAAACAACUUUGAAAAGGCCACAGAGGAUAAAUUUACCAUUGAUGCACCAAACCUGGGCAAAAUUAGGAAAAUCACUAUUGGUCAUAACAACAAAGGCUCCUCUGCAGGAUGGUUUGUAGAGAAGGUGAUUUUAGAUGAUAUGGGAAACAAAAUAGUGUAUGAGUUUCCCAUCAAUCGCUGGUUUGCUCUCGAUGAAGAUGAUGGAAAGAUACAGAGGGAUAUUCUGGUGGGAGGAAACCAACCCACAGGUAUUGUGUACAACGUCCAGAUUGUGACAGGAAACAUUCGAGGUGCUGGGACCAAUUCCAAAAUUCACAUCGUGAUGCACGGCACGAAAGGCAUGAGGAACAGCGGCAAGGUGUUUUUGGAGGGGGGUAGCUUUGAGAGGGGGUUGACGGACAUCUUCGUGGUUGAGAUUGCCGCCCUCCUCAGCCCCCUCAGCAGAGUCACCAUAGGGCACGACAAUGAUGGGCUCAGUGCCGGGUGGUACUGUGAGAAGGUGGUGGUGUACUGUCCAUUCACAGGGAUAGAGCAGACCUUCCCAUGUGGGAAAUGGCUGGAUGAAAAAGAAGGAGACGGACUGAUAGAGAGGGAGCUUUAUGAGAUGGUCUCACUCAGGCACAAGAGGCAGAAGAAACAUCCCUGGUCCUUGUGGAUUUGGACGUCAGACCUUCCCAGUGCAGGAACAGAUGCAGACAUCUCGUUCCAGGUGUACGGAGACAAGGGCAAGUCAGACGAGAUCAGGCUGGACAACAAGAGUGACAACUUUGAGCAGGGACAGAUAGACAAGUUUAUAGUGGAGUUGCCUGAUUUGGGGAAACUGACCAAACUUCGGAUUUGGCAUGAAAAGAGAAGUACUUUUGCGGGAUGGCACCUCAGCAAAGUAACUCUGAUAAAGACCCUAACAAAGGAGAAGUACACGUUUCCAUGUGAACGGUGGCUGGACAUUAAUGAGGAUGACAAUGAAGUUGUGCGAGAGCUUCCUGCCACUGGAGACCUCAUCGAUGAGCCGCUGCCCCUGAUUAAAUACAGAGUGACCGUAUGUACGGGGAACGUUGGUGGAAGUGGGACGGAUGCAUCAGUUUUCCUUAAUCUGAUUGGAGAGCAGGGGGACACUGGAGAGCGGCAGCUGAUCAACUGCAAAAACAACGCCAACAAGUUUGAGAAAGGAAACUUUGAUGAAUUCAUAGUUGAAGCCGUGAACCUCGGGCCAAUCCGCAGGCUGAGGAUUGGACACAACGGCAAAGGCAGAGGCUGCGGCUGGUAUCUGGGAAAGGUGACUGUAAGAGAGGAAGGACAGGCAGAAGCACAUGCUGUGGAGUUCCCCUGCAACAGGUGGCUGGACCGCUAUGAGGAUGAUGGACAUAUAGUCAGAGAGCUUGUGCCGUUUGAGGAUGGUCAGCGUCUUUACAAUAUCAGCUAUCAUAUUGCUGUGAAGACCGGUGAGGUUGCCGGAGGCAGCUCCGACUCUAAUGUGUUUGUGAAGCUUUAUGGCGAGAAGGGCGACUCCAGCAAAACAAUGCUGGUGGUGUCGUCCAACGACCUGGGGAACUACUUUGAAUCAGGUCGAGUUGAUAUCUUUACAGUGGAAACCUACGACAUUGGACAGAUCAAUCGUCUCAUCAUUGGUCACACCAAUAACGGCAUGAAUGCUGGCUGGUUCUUAGACAGCGUUCAGAUCAUGGUUCCAAUUCACGGAAAAAAUUACAUGUUUCCCAGUCACCGCUGGCUGUGCAAGGACAAGGCUGACGGGAAGACCGAGGUGGAGAUUUACCCAAGCGAGAUCGUUGAUCUGGAACUACUGAUAAACUACGAAAUCACUGUGAUAACUGGAGAUGUGAUGUUUGCUGGUACCAAUGCCAACGUGUUCAUCCAGAUCUACGGAGACAAAGGAAAGACAGAGGUCAUCACCCUCCAGAGCAGAUCCAACAACUACGAGAGAAACACAACAGAAAUAUUUAAGAUAGAAGCCAAAGAUGUGGGGAAGGUCUUCAAGAUACGGAUCGGUCAUGAUGGCUCUGGGACUGGAUCUGGCUGGUUCCUGGAGUCGGUGGACGUCAAACACCUCAUCAUGGCUUUGGUUCCCAAAGAGAAGAAGAAAGAGGACAAAAAGAAGAAAAAGAAGAAGAAGAAGGAGGAGGAGGAGGAGGAUGUAGAAGAAGAGAUGCAGGAAGUGGUACUGACCUAUCAUUUUCCCUGCUCACGCUGGCUAGCUGGAGGAGAGGAGGAUGGAGAACUGGUGGUAGAGCUACUGCCUGAAGAUGAAGAGGAUCUUGAAGCUAACACCUAUGAAGUGUGCGUCUUCACCGGUGACAUGCUCGGAGCCGGGACGGAUGCCAACGUGUACAUAAAUAUUUAUGGGGAGAAUGGAGACACCGGAGAGCGCUCCCUGAGGAACUCUGACAACCUCAACAAAUUUGAACGCGGGCAGGAAGAUGUGUUCAUCGUCACAGGUGUAGAUUUGGGGCCUUUGAAGAAGCUGCGAAUCCGCCAUGAUAACUCAAAAUCUUUCUCAUCCUGGUACCUGGAUCGCGUGGAGAUAGUGGAUACAAAGGAUGAUACAGUAUAUUUUUUCCCCUGCAACCGCUGGCUCGCAGUGGAUGAAGAUGACGGACAAAUAGCAAGAGAGCUGGUUCCUGUGGACGAAGCCUUUAUGAGGAGGGAUGAGGAGGAGGGAACGGGAGCAACUCUGGGUCUGGAGCAGAAAUCAAUGUCUACCACAUACACAAUCAAAAUCAAGACUGGAGAGAAAAAGUAUGCUGGGACUGACGCCAAUGUCUUCGCCAUCCUCUUUGGUGAAAAUGACGACACGGGGAUAAUCAAUUUGAAGGCUUGUAAAAACUACAAAAACAAGUUUGAGCAAGGCAUGAUCAAUGAGUUCACAGUGGAGGCUGUGGACUUAGGUGACCUCCAGAAGCUUCGAAUUGGACAUGACAACUCGGGAAGUUCACCUGGUUGGUUUUUGGACUGGGUUGAGAUCGAUGCCCCCUCUCAGGGUCAGAAAAUGCGGUUCCCGUGUGGCCGCUGGUUGGAUAAAGGGGAAGAUGAUGGUGCCAUUGUGAGGGAUCUCAAUCCUGCUGAGCUGCAGACUGAACUCUAUACCCCAUUUGUUCCGUAUGAAAUAAAAAUAUUUAGCACUGACGUGUUUUGUGCGGGCACAGACGCAGACGUGUUCAUAGUCCUGUACGGACAAAACGGGCUCUGCACGCAACAGAAACACCUGUGUGUCAACAAAAGAGAGAGGCGGAUGUACUUUGAGAGAGGAGCCGAGGACAUGUUCAUUGUUGAGCUGGAAGACGUAGGUGAUCUAUUAGAGAAAAUUAGGAUCGGACAUGACAACAGGGGCACCAACCCAGGGUGGCACCUUGACAGAGUGGAGAUCAGGCGACAGCUCCGGAAAGGAAAGGGUUCAGAGACGACCAUUUUUCCAUGUGAGUGUUGGCUCGCCAAGUCUGAGGACGAUGGGGAAACAGUAAGGGAACUGGUCCCUUCAAGCGUCAUCACAGAGAAACUCAUGAGGGAUGGGACGCUGAAGACGACUGAAAUUGAUGUGGAGGAUGCUCUUGAGAUCCACAUGUAUAAGGUUUCAGUGCGGACAGGUGACAUGUACGGAGCUGGUACUGAUGCCAACGUCUUUCUGACCAUCUAUGGAGACCUGGGAGACACUGGAGAACGCAAACUCGCCAAAUCAGAGAACAACAAGAACAAGUUUGAGAGAGGAGAAGUGGACAGAUUUGACAUUGAGGCUGUGGAUCUGGGGCAGGUCUUUAAGAUAUACAUCCGCCAUGAUAAUUCCAUGAUAGGAGCAGACUGGUACCUGGAUCAGGUGGAGGUGUUAGAUGUGGAAACAGAGGAAGUCUACAUGUUCCUGUGUGAGCGCUGGCUGUCAACAAAGAAAGAGGACAAGCAAAUAGACAGAAUCUUCUACGUCAAAGGCUAUGAAGGUGAACGGAAUACUGAUCAGUAUUUCCAAAAGAUUUCCCAAACCAAGCAAGGACUGGACAAAAACGCCAAUAAGAAAAAAAAGAAGAAAAAGGUGGCGGUGGCUGACGAGGGUCCAAUAAUUCCUUAUCACUUCACUCUGUCCACUGGAACUGACCACGAUGCCACAACCACAGCCAGAGUUUACGUCAUUGUCAUCGGCCCCAACGACAUUGAGACAGACCGACUGUGGCUUGACCUGCCAGAGGGGAAGAAAUCCUUUGCUGCUGGCUCCAUGGACCAUUUUCUGUGUUAUGGAACUGACGUAGGAGAGAUCAAGAGGGUGGAACUUGGCCAUAAUGGUGUCACACCAGAAAGCUGCUGGUUGGUGGAUGAGCUGUCUGUUGCCGUGCCAACCAAAGGUAUCAUGUACAUUUUUCCAUGUAAGUGCUGGCUGGCUAAAGACAGGGGAGACGGCCUGACUGCAAGACUGUUCAAUGUGCUGGACUCCACCACAAUAAAUAUCAUUCGUAAAGUUGUUUACUCUGCCACAGUUGUCACAGGAGACGUUCAGUAUGCAGGGACGGAUACUAACAUUUUCCUGACUGUAUGUGGAGCCAACGGGAGCACCGAGGAAAUGUUACUGCCUAAAAAUGGAGACAGGUUUGAGAGAGACCAAGAAGACACAUUUGUGCUGGAGAUAGAUGACAUUGCUCCUCUAAAGAAGAUCAGAAUUCGGAUCGACGGCACCGGGAGCCGGCCCGACUGGUUUCUGGACAGGAUCCUCAUUCGAAACCUGACUACAGAGGAGGAAUAUUUGUUCACUUAUGAGAACUGGCUGUCCAGCACCAAAGGACCAAAGAGGAUCAAAGUGUGUGAGCUGCCCGCCGUGGUUGAUGAUGAGGAGAUGGUGGAGAAAACAACCUACGUCAUCCAAGUCCAAACCAGCGAUCUAGCAGGUGCCGGUACUGACACCAACGUGUUUUUGAUCAUGUUCGGGGAGUUUGGUGACACCAGGACGCUGCCCCUGAAAGAGAGCAGCAACCGGAACAAAUUUGAGCGAAAAGCCAAGGACGUGUUUCGAUUUCCUGACAUGCUCAGUCUGGGUGAACUUUCGAAGGUCAGAGUGUGGCACGACAACAAAGGUCCUGCUGCUGCCUGGCACUUGGACUACAUUGAUGUGAAAGACGAAGUGAUGGACCAAACCUUCAGGUUCCCCUGCAACCGCUGGCUGGCUAAAAGUGAAGAUGAUGGGCAGAUUAUGAGGGAGCUGGCCUGUGCCAACAAUGACACUGUGGACCUCAGCGACAAAACCAAAUAUGAAAUUGCCACAACAACUGCUAACACAAGCGAUGCCUCGACCACAGAAAACGCCUGGAUUCUGUUGGAGGGAAGGAAAGCCCGUUCCAAGGAGUUUGUUCUGGAGAAUAAGAAAAAGAAGUUCUUACGCGGUGCCACUGACGUGUUUGAGUUUUCAUCCAAACAUGUGGGGAAUGUAGUUAGCGUAUGCAUCGGGCAUAUAACUAAAGACGGGAAGAAAGUCAAGAAAGAAGCUUUCUGGCAUGUUCUGGAAGUGGUGGUUACAGAGAUGGAGCUGGGAAACAAGUAUUUCUUCCACUGUGAUGCGCAAAUCCCCCUGACUGCCAAAAAGGACAAUUUUCUGACGUUCGAGUGCUACAAAUCAGUCGAGAGUUUUGCAAGCAAAGUCCGCAACCUGGUUCCGGUCAAAUACGAGGUCAUUGUGAUAACCAGUGACGUCAAAGGUGCAGGCACUGACUCAAAUGUCUCCAUCACCAUCUAUGGCGUCAACGGGGACUCGGGCAAGCGUGAGCUGCGGAAGAAGUUCCGCAACCUUUUUGAGCGGGGACACACGGACGCUUUCGUCUUGGAAAUGCUGGAACUUGGCGAUCUCCUGAGAGUUAAAGUGGAGCACGAUGGCAGCAGCCCAAAUGGUGGCUGGCUCUUGGAGUGCGUCGAAGUUACCAACACCGCUACUUCGGUCACGACCAUCUUCCCAUGUGGGAAGUGGCUGGACUCUAGCAAGGCUGACGGCCAGAUUCAAAGAGUGCUUUACCCCAAAUAUUAGGAUGAGAUGUAAUAGAAGUGUUUGGUAAGGGACGGUUGACCAUUUAAGAGAGCUGGACUGAGUGACCCCGCCCGCUUGGCUAAAUAUGAAAGUAACCCUGGUUCCAAAAGGCCAAAAUCCUAGAGACUUCCACUGAGAAGUAAAUAGCUCUUACUCAGUCAUUAUAUUUGUCGUAUUAACCACUCUCACUUUAUUUAAACAUGUUCUUGUCAGUCCUAAUUUUAUUUCCUGUUUGUUUGUAACGCAAGGUAUUCAAGUUAUAAACUGACAGAUCAGAUACCUCAAUAGAAGUAUGUGGUCUCACGUUCGAACCGUUUGAUUGACAUAUUCUCGCAAUCCUGCUUUUGAACGGAGGGGGUGUGGCCUUCUAACAAGCUCACUCCUGAUAGGCAAAAAUGAUUGCGACAAAAACUUUGACUCGGACCAAUCUCUGCUUACUGAUGUUGUUUGUCUCCAACAUGGCGGUGUCAGUACUGCGAAAAAAUGGCAACUGAUUUGACUUCCUUUCACUGUACCCGGAAGUAAACCAUUUACCCAUGGGUGAUGUCACUCUCACUCAGUCCAGUUCUCAUUUACAGUCAAUGGUUAGAACUAAUUUCCUCCUUUUAGUCUAUGAUGUCAUACAAGGUGUCUUUGUUUAUGUUGGAAGAAACACCAGAACAUAACGUUCAUUCUAAAGAAUCAGUGUUAUUUUUAAUAUUUUUGCCAAAUGUUAGGACUUCCCUCUUCUUAAGAAUAAACAUUUUCUACCAUUAAUUUCUCUAUAUGCUUGGGCUGAACCUAAAAUAAAUGAAAUAUCUCCUAUAAUAUCAAUGUGAAUCAAAUUUCAAGCAGAAUGUAUGCUUUGUUUUUAAAACUGUAAAAGCAGAAUACAUAAAUGUACAAUAGAAUUACAGUUUUUUUUUACAAAAUGUGAAAA